GGGCCGCGCGGGCUUCAUCUGCGGGCGCGCGGCCGGCGCCGGUGUCGGGGUCUCGGAGGCGCGGGGCGACGAGCGGCCGGAGCGGCUAUGGGCCGCCGCUGGGGCCUCCUGGUCGGCGUCUUGGGCGCCGUGUGGCUGCUCGGCUCGGGCCAGGGCGGGCGGCAGCCCGCGGAGUCGGCGGCGCAGAGGUGCUUCUGCCAGGUUAGUGGUUACUUGGAUGAUUGUACCUGUGAUGUUGAAACCAUUGAUAGAUUUAAUAACUACAGGCUUUUCCCAAGACUACAAAAUCUUCUUGAAAGCGACUACUUUAGAUAUUACAAGGUAAACCUGAAAAGGCCGUGUCCUUUCUGGAAUGACAUCAGCCAGUGCGGAAGAAGAGACUGUGCUGUCAAGCCUUGUCAAUCGGAUGAAGUUCCUGAUGGAAUUAAAUCUGUGAGCUACAAGUAUUCUGAAGAAGCCAAUAGUCUCAUUGAAGAAUGUGAACAAGCCGAACGACUUGGAGCUGUGGAUGAGUCUCUGAGUGAGGAAACACAGAAGGCUGUUCUUCAGUGGACCAAGCAUGACGAUUCCUCAGACAACUUCUGUGAAGCCGAUGACAUACAGUCUCCUGAUGCUGAAUAUGUAGAUUUGCUCCUUAAUCCUGAGCGCUACACGGGUUACAAGGGACCAGAUGCUUGGAAGAUAUGGAAUGUCAUCUACGAAGAAAACUGUUUUAAGCCACAGACCAUUAAAAGACCUUUAAAUCCUUUGGCUUCUGGUCAAGGGAAAAGUGAAGAGAACACUUUUUACAGUUGGCUAGAAGGCCUCUGUGUAGAAAAAAGAGCAUUCUACAGACUUAUCUCUGGCCUGCAUGCAAGCAUCAACGUGCAUUUGAGUGCACGGUAUCUACUGCAGGAUACCUGGUUGGAAAAGAAAUGGGGACACAACGUUACAGAAUUUCAGCAGCGAUUCGAUGGAAUUUUGACCAAAGGAGAAGGUCCAAGAAGGCUUAAGAACUUGUAUUUUCUCUACUUAAUAGAAUUAAGGGCUUUAUCUAAAGUGGUACCAUUCUUUGAGCGCCCAGAUUUUCAACUCUUCACUGGAAAUAAAAUUCAGGAUGCAGAAAACAAAAUGCUACUUCUGGAAAUACUUCAUGAAAUCAAGUCAUUUCCUUUGCAUUUUGAUGAGAAUUCGUUUUUUGCUGGGGAUAAAAAAGAAGCAAACAAACUAAAGGAGGACUUUCGUCUGCAUUUUAGAAAUAUUUCAAGAAUCAUGGAUUGCGUUGGUUGUUUGAAAUGCCGACUGUGGGGAAAGCUUCAGACUCAGGGUUUGGGUACUGCUCUGAAGAUCUUGUUUUCUGAGAAACUGAUAGCAAAUAUGCCAGAAAGUGGGCCCAGUUAUGAAUUCCAUCUAACCAGACAAGAAAUUGUAUCUUUAUUUAAUGCAUUUGGAAGAAUUUCUACAAGUGUGAAAGAAUUAGAAAACUUCAGGAAGUUGUUACAAAAUAUUCAUUAAAGAAAACCAGUGGAAAUGUGCCUAUUUGUGGACAUUGGAGGCCAAAGAGUGGAAUUCAAUCAAAGGCAUAAUAGCAGUGACGUCUUAAACCAAACAUUUUAUAUAAAGCUUUUAUAAAAGGAGAAUUAUGUCGUUUUAAGUAAACAAUUUUUUUUAGUUAUGUUAAGUCUAUGUAUAAUAACAUUGUGAGUAAAAGUAAUACUUUGGUAAUGUGGUACAAAUUUUAAAGUUUAAUUUUGAAUAAAAUUAAGAUUAUCAAAUUCAUGUAUGGUAAAACUAAGUAAAUAUUUUAAGUCUCACACUAGAAUUUUGUGUAAGAAGAUGUAAUAUAAGUAAAACUAUGGCCCAUGUGACAAGUGUUUAAUAGGAAAAUGCUAAGGAGGCUCAUGACUGACCCAUAAUUAAUAGCUUAAAGUUUUUCAAUACAUUUAGGGUUACCAGAUUUAGUAAAUAAAAAUACAGAAUGCCCAGCUAAAUUUGAAUUCCAGAGAAACAACAAAUAGUUUUUUAAUAUAAGUAUGUUGCAUGCAAUAUUUGGGGUAUACUUAUACCAAAAAAUUAUUCCUUGUUAAAAAUUCAAAUUUGACCGGGAGUCCUGUGUUUUCUCUGGCAACCCUAGAAUACAUUGGUGUGAAACAAUCUCUGUUAGAUUAUAUUGCUACUUUGAUUGACUUGUCUGGGUGUAUAGAAAAGGACAAUGACAACUCAGAGGCAUAGGGGAUUUCUAAACAUUGUGAAAAGUUGAAUACAUUUAUAUAUUUAUUCUCAUAAUACUUUGCCUAAUACUGUACAGAAUUUUGGGGAAACUUUAUUUUUAUAUAAUUUCAGAUUUACAGAGGAGUUUCCAGGAUAGUGCAAAACUCUUCCACCCAGAUUCACUAAUCACACGUGCUUUAUCUUUAAUGCUCUAUCUGUAUAUACACACACAGAGACUGUUGUUUCCUCAGUCAUUUGAAAGUCAGUUACAGGCAUUAUGCCAUUUGAACCCUAAAUACUUCAGUGUGUAAUACCAAAUAAUUAAAAAAAAUCCCUGGAACUAUACUACUAUAAGCCUUAGAAAAAGGAAUCAUUUUGAGUUCCAAUCUCUCAAGUUCUUUUUGAAUUUUAUUGCCUUAUUAAUGCUUGAUCUGUAUGGUCAUAGGGCAGGUAACGUUUGUCUUUUGUACAUGAAGUUUAUCUCCUUUUUCUCCCUAAAAUUAAACUGUAGUUUUGGGAGGUUUUCAUUAGUGGAAGCUCUUCAAAGAUAAAAAUAUUUGAAGGGGUUUAAGAAUUUAUAUCACAUGGUAAUUGCUGGGAAAAAAGAAAUUGUAUACCUCGAAAUCAUGUGCUAAUAAAGCAGGGCUUAUUUAUAUAAUGGUUCGGAAAUGCCAUUUUACACUGCUGUACGGUUUUUCUUCUCUGUGUCCCUAAGGCCUGGUGUAGUGCCAAGCACGUAAUGGGUAUCCAAUAAAUACUUAUUGAAUGUAUGAAUAUGUAAUCAGUAUAUUUUAAAUGAAUAAUCACAGAGCUAAGUUUAACAAUGUAUGUCCUGCUUUCCUGUUCCCCCUCAUUUGAAUAGGGCAGGAAAAGAAAGAUGUUAACCUGCCAAUAAAGACUCACAGGACUAUGAAGCGAGCACCAUAUGUAAAUUUUAAGGACCUUUGUAGUACUCUGAAAGUACGGUAGAUGGGUUCGAAUGGUAAUUCUGUCUGUGUAGCCUAACUCUCGUGUUAUGUCCCACCCUUUUUUUAUCAGCCAGUCUUUUUGAGAGAAUAGUCCUAUCUUCACAUUGUCACCUCCCACUUGCUCCUUAACUAAAAUCUGGCUUUUGGCCCUACAGUUCUUCAGUCUCUUCCUUUGAAGUCUAAAACCCCGUCUAAAUCCACAGCUCAGGUCACAGCCCAUUUUUUAUUUGAUUUCUUUCCUGCAUUCAACAGUCUUCACAGCCCUUCUUUAGUCCUUCGCUCCCUUCAUUUCACUUCUCCUGGAUGCCUCCUUUUUAGCCUCUUUUCUUUUAUGCCUUAAAUGUCAUUCCCAGCUUUCACUCUUGCUCUGAUCACCACCACUUCCACUCUAGGGUAAUUCUAGUUCAAUGAUUUCUAAGUUGUUAUCUUUAGUCUAGAUUUCUGAAUCCAUCUGCCUACUGCAUAUCUUCACCUGGUUGUCCCAUGGACACCUGUGUGUCUCAAAACAAUCGUUCUCCCCAAAAUCUACUCUUCUGCCUUGGUACAUUUCAGUCAUCUGAAUUCUCUAGCUCGGUCGUCUCCUGUUUCCCUGUCAUCCAGCCAGUGUCUAAGCGCUACGGGUUUCAUCUCCAACUCUGAUACGUCACUGUCUUUCCAUUUUCACUGCUCUUGCCUGGAGUACUGCACUAACCUGUCUCCUUAUACCCAGCCUGUCUCUUCUCUUUUGCUCCACAAUGUUACCAAGGUAGGCUUUCUAGAAGCACUCUAACAGUGUCAUUCCUGCUUAACACCCUUCAGUGACUUCAUGCACCUCCAGGAGAAAGCCAAACCCCUUUGCUUGGUGUUUACCCUCCCCCAGCUUUCUGAUGAAACACACUCACAGUUCUUCAAAUGCACCACGGUCAGGCCUCCAGCUUGGUGUGCGCCACUCUCCUUGUGUCAAGUGCCCUGGUCGUCCAUCUCCUGCUAGAAAAUUUCUGUGUCCUCACAGGCCCAGCGUCAGACACCACCUCUGGGAAGUCUCCCUUGCUCCUCUAACUCCCUCUGUUGUGUCACCACUGUAAUUACAACCUACCUCUAUUGUGUCACUUACUGUGCUGUAUUAUUUUUAUUUUUUAAACCCUCCUUUACUAGAAUGUGAGCUCCUUAAGGGCAGGAAAAGGAACUUUUUCCAUUUUUGCAGCCCCAUAGCAUAUUUUUUGGCAUAUGAAAACUUAACUGUUUGUUGAAUAAAGUGCUUUUAAAGUGA
Messenger RNA from Equus quagga, 4407 nucleotides. RefSeq names its product endoplasmic reticulum oxidoreductase 1 alpha (gene ERO1A). NCBI's taxonomy places the organism in Eukaryota, Metazoa, Chordata, Mammalia, Perissodactyla, Equidae. Gene Ontology annotation, biological process: protein folding in endoplasmic reticulum. The coding region runs from base 88 to 1494 and encodes 468 amino acids. The transcript has 16 exons. The record is from RefSeq and is a predicted model, not a curated record. Gene Ontology annotation, cellular component: endoplasmic reticulum membrane; endoplasmic reticulum. Gene Ontology annotation, molecular function: FAD binding; protein-disulfide reductase activity; thiol oxidase activity.